UUUUGUUUAUAUGUUUGCUCUGAGAAAACCAAGAACCACCACCCAGCAACUUGGCUUUUAAAAGGAAAGUUUGUUAGAACCGUCAAUUCAGCUUCCUUUUCUUUUUUUCCCUCCUUACCUAUCCAUUUCGGGGUUCCCAAAUUUUGCUUCAUAUAAAUAAAUGAGUAAGCGAGUUUGUUGAUGCUGAUGGCUGUUGCCAAGAGUCGUGGGGGGAUAUUUUAGCUCUUAAAAGAAAAGGAAUGGUUUAAGUAAAUUGCUUCUGGCGUGACGUCGUUUUCUAUAAUUUUGGAGUGCUGGGGCUCUGAAUGACUUUAAAAAAAAUGACCGAGUCAACCAAAGUAAGGUUGGCUCUGUGUCCAAAGUGCGAAAACCUUCUUCCAGAACUUGCAGAUUAUUCUGUUUACAAAUGUGGUGGCUGCGGCGCUGUUCUUCGAGCAAAAACUGAGAAUUGUGAACCGGAAACUUCCUCUGAGAAGUGGGAAGAAGACAGGCUCGGCCGAGUUCCUACCAAGUUCCGUAUUUUUUCGGAGAAGGAUAUAGUAGACUCAUGUGAUGCGGGUGGUAAAUCAACCGCUGGCUCUUUGAAGUGUGAUACAACUAGGAAUGAACCUAAACUUGCUGCUGAUAAAUGCUGUGUUGGCAAAGGUAAUGAUAUUAGUGCAAAUAAGGAUGAGGUGGUAAAUUUAACUGGAACAGAAAACGAGAUUUUCGAUUCCAAAUUUGGGCAUACUGGUGGAUCACAAAUACUGGGAGACGUUCCUGAUUGGGACGCUGGGAAGCAAGAAGAGAUGGAGGGUUUUCCGAGAAUUCCAAGAGAUGUUACCGAAGACCAUCCGGAUGAACGCCCAUCAAACCGCCAGUUAGAUGCUUCUUAUGGGUUGCAGGCUCAAACUGACCAGGAUGGUUCUGGUAGAAUUCUCCUUGAAGAAGAUCGAGCUAUGCUUCUGAGGAAGCUAAAUGAGAUAAAGGAGCAACUUAGUAGGUCCUGUAAUGUGGUAGAUAAACCAAAAGAUAAGGUUCCACUUGAUGGGAGGGUUGCUCCUCCAGAGUCAUUUGGUGGUGUUGGUUCCUGGUUUCCAAAUGGUUCUUCCGCAUCACAAAACCCUUCAUUACCUUUCUAUGGACCUGAUAAAGAUGGUUCUAGGGCAGGGCCCUCUUACUUUGCUCAAUUUCCAGAAUCGUAUGCUUAUCCUGGUGCGAAUGCAAUGACUCCGCAUGGACUGCAUCCUCCAAUGCUUGAUCCAAAUCAUGUUCCUGCAUAUGGAAAUGCAUUUGGAUCCGGAGUGCUUGGAAGAACCUCGCAUCAGUUGCCAGGGGAAUACCAACAGCUGCCGCCACAUCCAUACUUUCCUAGACAGUACAAUGGAAGUGAUCAUCACCCAUUCAUGCCAUACCCGCAAAGUUCAGUGUUGCAUCAUGCUUCUUGUUCUUGUUUUCACUGUUACGAGAAACAUCAGCGAGUUCCAGCCCCUGUUCCGACCUCUGCAUUUGGCAAUAGAAGAUUUCCUGAUAUGCCUAAUAAUCCAAUAUACCAUAUUGAGAACCCUAUGACUUUAGGUUCUAGGACUGCAAUGCCUCCUCCAUUGAAUGUACAUGGUACGCAAGCACAUGCUAGAUUGCCAAGAGACAUUAACUCAGAAACAGGUGGUUGUGUUCAGGGCUGUCCACAAAGGAUGGUGUUGGCCGGUGGUAGACGCCGUUUAUGUCCUAUGGCUGGUGGUGCUCCAUUUAUAACAUGCUAUAAUUGCUUUGAACUACUACAAAUGCCCAGGAAACUUCAGCUCAUGGUAAAAAAUGAACAGCAAGUGCGGUGUGGAGCCUGUUCUACCGUGAUAAGUUUUAUCAUCACCAACAAGAGGCUUGUUAUUCGUGAUCAUGCAAAAGCGAUGGAAAUUUCUGUGGAGGCUGAUGAUAUCUCUAAUGCAGUUGCAAAGGAUUGCUCCUCACAUUUCCAUGGCCAUGCGAACCAAAUAUCUGCUAACUUUUCGUCUGAUGACUAUGAUCAUUCGGGUUAUGAGUAUCAAUCAAUGGAUAGAGAAUCUAAUGCAUUGUCAAUGGGUAAGGCUUUGAACUCAGUCAAAGCUCGGGAUAUGCAAAGUAUUUGUUCUUCAUCUCCAAGCAUCUCUGAGGAUGAAAACAGUCCAAACAGAGAGGAGGUGAAUUCUAUUGAUCAACCGAUCAAAUCCAUUUUGGCUCCCCCACCUGCAGGCUCACCCCUUCAAGAGCACUUUGAUUACUCUACUAACAAUCGUGCAGUCAACCGAUUUGGGAAGGGAAAUCAUAGUAAUCACUCUGAUCAGGAGAUCGUUGUGUCAAACAAUGGUACCACAAGACAAAGUUCUUUUAAAGAAGCAUCAUUACCUACCGAGAUGGAGGUGGCGUUCAAUGAGUACUCUAAUACCGAGACUUCUCAAGAUUCAAGGGAUGGAAUCGAAGAAGAUGAUCAACCGAAAAUGACAAGAGGAGGUGAAUCUUUUUUUGCAAAUAUUAAUUUCAAGGAAUCCUCAAAAUAUAAUCAAAUCGAGGAACAUGGGAAAAGAAACGUUUCAGUUAAUGGGCAUCCUCUACCUGAAUGUGUGGUUAAAAAAGCUGAAAGAACGGCUGGACGAAUUCAACCCGGCCAGUAUUGGUAUGAUUUCCGAGCUGGAUUCUGGGGUGUUCUGGGCGGACCUUGUCUUGGCAUAAUUCCUCCGCAAAUAGAAGAAUUUAACUAUCCGAUGCCGGAAAAUUGUGCUGGUGGGAGUAGUGGUGUGUUUGUAAAUGGGAGAGAGCUCCAUCAAAAAGACUUGGAAUUGCUUGCUAAUAGAGGGCUUCCAACUGAUAGAGAUAGAUAUUACAUCAUUGAGAUAUCAGGCAGGGUGUUGGAUGAGGAUACUGGAGAAGAGCUAUGUAAGCUUGGCAAACUUGCCCCAACUGUCUUGAAAGUGAAGCAUGGUUUCGGCAUGAAAGUUGGAAGAGCAGCUGUAUGAUGAAUUCCUAAGAAUUACAGGAUUCCAAUAGUAUUGAUGUCUGAGGAACAAACAAAUCCCCAGCAUUUAUAGGAGACAUUCAAUUUCCUGUCUUGUAACUAAAUCAAAUUGUUCCUUUGCAUUCAUUCAAGCUUUUACUAAGCUAAGCAAAUUAUAUUACAACCAGAUUUGGUAUUUUUCAACAAA
This is a messenger RNA of Gossypium raimondii (Peruvian cotton), 3155 nucleotides long. RefSeq names its product protein ENHANCED DISEASE RESISTANCE 4. The record is from RefSeq and is a predicted model, not a curated record. Gene Ontology annotation, biological process: regulation of defense response to fungus. Lineage: Eukaryota; Viridiplantae; Streptophyta; Magnoliopsida; Malvales; Malvaceae. The coding region runs from base 306 to 2969 and encodes 887 amino acids. The transcript is spliced from 6 exons.